GAGGGAUCCGCCUAUCACCCGCCGUCACGUUCAAACGUGAACCACCGCUAUCGAAACGAACAUGGGCCAGCUGCUCGCCAUCUGCUGCAUCCUCGCCGGCGUCGAAGUGACCGACGACUUUGGCGACUUGUGUGGCGGUGACUCCGACGCUUCCGGGGGCGGCUGCUGCUGCUCGGACGCCGGGUUCGACAACGGGACCGAGGUCGUGGUCCUCAACAACUACAACGCGUCACCGGAUUUGCCUCAGCUAGGACGCUCCCGCUUCCAUGAUGGUGGACCCGCACCACCUAGGAGGCCAUAUGCGCCGGAGGUCGAACAACGCGAGAGGCGCAGGCAGCGUGAGCGGCUCGAGCUGCAGCUGCAGCGCCAGAGACGGGAGGAGCUAUUCAGCACCGCGCCGCUGCCGCCGCCCUAUGUGAAGUAAUUCUUGUG
This is a messenger RNA of Phanerochaete carnosa HHB-10118-sp, 432 nucleotides long. RefSeq lists its product as uncharacterized. NCBI's taxonomy places the organism in Eukaryota, Fungi, Basidiomycota, Agaricomycetes, Polyporales, Phanerochaetaceae. The record is from RefSeq and is a predicted model, not a curated record. Bases 62 to 424 code for a protein of 120 amino acids. The transcript has a single exon.